AUGCGACUGCUGCGCGACCACGAAUCAUAUGUUCAUACUGAGUCACUACAUGAGAUACUUGAAGCCUUGCAUUCUUCAUCGGAAUUUGCUCCAAAGCCGGAAGUCAUCGAGCUCUGUCGACGGGAUAGACUCUUUCUAGCGGCGACCCUCGCCUCUGCUGUCCUUCAACUGCACGGGACCUGGCUGAAGAAUCAAUGGAGCAGCCACGAUAUCCAAUUUGCGAACAAUCUAACAGACAAGUACUCGGCCAUUAAACGCCCAUAUCUCUCGUGGCAGGUAUCCGGCCCAUCCCCCGUAUGUCUUUCCUGCCAGGAUGAUCCACCUCCGCAAAAGAAACCUACCAGUCGUCUCCUCCCGCUUACCAUCUCACUCAUAGAGCUCUCACUCGCGACUGCCAAGAUACUUGACAAGGUACAGCAGGAAAGCGGCUCAACCUACUGCGACGUCGUCAAGGAGUGUCUUUACUGGUCUCAGCCUGGCGGGCUGGAGUUUGGAGAUGAGAAGUCUGACGAGCGGUUGUUUGAGGCUGUUGUGUCUCCGCUGCUUAGGGAUUUUAGUUCUUUCGAGGGGAUAUCAUAUGUAGAGUAG
Messenger RNA from Aspergillus calidoustus, 588 nucleotides. The record is from the annotation of a GenBank genome assembly. NCBI's taxonomy places the organism in Eukaryota, Fungi, Ascomycota, Eurotiomycetes, Eurotiales, Aspergillaceae.